CAGUAUUUGAAGAUGGAGGGAAAGUGCCAUGUGGUGAGCUCAGAUGUCUGCACAUGGCCUUCUCUUAUUUCCAAGCUUUGAGACUGUAAACAAACUACAGUAAAACCUCAGCUCUCAACUCCUUUCCUUUUUUUUUUUAGUUUCAAGAGAAUCAGUUGCAGAGGUUACCCUAGUAGAUUGAUGUUUAUGAUUUAAAAAACCCUCCCUGUUGGUAGGAAAGCCAUGGGAAGUUGUGAUCAGCCAACCCAGAAAUUCAAGUAGUAUCCUGCAUAUAGUACAGUACUUAAAUGUAUAUAAUUAUAAGCUCAAAAACCAUCUGUGAGUAUCUUCUCUCUCUAUCUCCUCUCUUCUUCUCUUUGCAAAAAUACCCAGUUUCAGAUUACCUGUUUACAGCCCACCAGGCACACUGAUUUCUUUUUUCUUUGGAAAAAAAAAAUUCUACCCUCCUUGCUCUGCAAAUUGUGUAAAAAAAUCAUCCAUUAUAUAACCCUACAAUCUUUUUUUUUGUUGUUUUGUGUUUUCUAUUGCUAUAUGAGCAAAGAAAAGCAGCUUUGAAGAAUUUCAAUUCUUCAGAGUAGCUCUUGAUGUUUUCAGAGAAGCCCCUGCUUGUUUUCUUCAGUCUUUUAAUUAGCACUUGUUCUUAGUUCAACUCCAAUCAAUAUAAGAAUUUUCCUAUGUCAUAAUAUUGUCCUAUACUCUCUACUCUUUGCUCAUGUACAGUACUGGACUGAAAGCAAGGAAAGAGGAAGACCCUACUUCUUUCUUGUCAUUGUUCUAAUCUUUUUCAUACUUCUCAUUCUCUCUUUGUUACAGUCUUGUUCUUUUUUAUUUCCCUAAUAAAGUACAUAUUUUUUCUUCUAUAUUCUCAUCUCCUUCAACUUAUUACCUGCAGAUCUCCUCAUCAGAUUCUGAAAGAGAAGAAAAUAAAUUAAUUUAUGUGCUUAUAGGCUUAUUUCAAAAAGCGUCCAAGAGUUUUUUUUUUCUCCUGUUUUUCUUUCUCCAGUUCAGGAGGGUUGAUAACAUAUUUGCAGAUCAAAUGGCUUCUUCUCUUUUGUGUUUCUUCAGAAGUCCAUGGGUUCCUGCUUUUGCUCCAUUACUGGUUUUUGCUCUUCUUCUUAUCUUCGGCUUCGGGUUCUUGUCCAGUUUCCUCACAUCAACACUUCUGAUCUUGUACUCAACCCGUCUCUUCACAUUUUCCAAGCAAAUAACAAGGCCACCAUUGAUGGACAAACCAGUUACAGAAGAAUCUUUCAGGUCGAAUCUUGUUCAAGAUAGUUCAUCACCAGUUCCCGCUGGUGAUAUGAUGAUGAUAUCUAAACAGAAACCUGAAAGUGAUGAGCCCAUCUCAAAGCAGAAAGAAGAUGACGGUGAAAGAGAAGAUGAUCGCCAUGUGAUGAGAUCACAGGAUUUGUCAUCGGAAAGUGAAGGCUUGGAUCAGUCGUCCACGACGGAGGAUUCUGAAGCAGAUUGGCCGUUUCGAGAUAAUACAGAUCACAGCCUGGAUUUCUCAGACGGAUCCAUUUCCGACGAAGACAGCCUCAUCGAAAUCGCCCUCCCAAGCGGGCAUUACGUGGGUCAUCAUGAUCACAAGAAAGAAGAAGAAGAAGGCAAGUUGAGUUUGCAGCAGAAGUUCAUGCCAGAUUAUUAUAACCUGCCACCACCAUAUCCCAUUUGGAAGCAACACAGUCUGAUGGAGCUUCUUGCAGAGUUGAAUGAGAUGAUGAAUGAGGAAGAGAACUUGAUUGAGAUCGACAUAUCAAUGGGCUCCAUUAAAUGUCCAAGGUUUGAAAUUGAAGCUUAAAUCAUGAUGGCUAAAUUGGUUAUAAUUACUUUUUGAUCCUAGCUGUUGGGAUUUGUUAGAUCUUUUAUAAUGUUUUUGUGAACUGUGAAACUGAUUUCAUUGGUUUCAAUUUACGUUUGGCUGCCCAGAA
Molecule: messenger RNA, 1931 nt
Organism: Carica papaya (papaya)
Lineage: Eukaryota; Viridiplantae; Streptophyta; Magnoliopsida; Brassicales; Caricaceae
Source: RefSeq, a predicted model, not a curated record